Molecule: messenger RNA, 774 nt
Organism: Aureobasidium pullulans EXF-150
Lineage: Eukaryota; Fungi; Ascomycota; Dothideomycetes; Dothideales; Saccotheciaceae
Exons: 2
Coding region: 1-774 (257 amino acids)
Biological process (GO): folic acid-containing compound metabolic process
Cellular component (GO): cytoplasm
Molecular function (GO): dihydroneopterin aldolase activity
Source: RefSeq, a predicted model, not a curated record
AUGUACGGCCAACCAUGGUGUCGUGAUGGCAUCCGAGUCGAGGACUUGGCUCUCCAAUACGCCCCCAAAAGUGGCGUCGAUGCUUGGGCUCGCGAAAAGCAACAACCAGUUCUCCUCUCCGUCUCCCUUUCCUUCCAUCGAGGCUUUGAUUCUGCCGCAAGUCAAGAUGCACUUGACGAAAGCACCAUGCACUAUGGUAUCUUGUCAAAGAAUCUUCGCUCCAUGAAGCCAGUUCAGGACUGGGAGACUUUAGAUCACCUUGCCGAUCGCAUACACCAAACCAUACUCGAAACUCCUCCUGGUGCUUCCUUGAUUCAAUCAUGUCAAAUUGAGAUCAAGUUGCCCAAGGCCAGUUUGUUGGGUGACUAUGUCAACUACGUUUACUUUGUCGAGGGUGAAGACCAUGUUGGCAGAGUCCUCCAUCUCUCUCGCGUCUUCAUCCCUACUCUGAUCGGUGUCAACGACAAUGAGAGGACGGCCAAACAAAAGCUCUUCGUCAGCGUAUGGAUAGACAGAAUACAGGGCGACGACUCGCAAUCAUAUCCCGAGCUUGAAAGAAUCAUCACUCAGGCAAUUGAACCGACAGAAUUCGAAACUCUGGAGUCACUGGCCAUCUAUGUUCUCAAGGUCCUGAAGAUGAACUACACCCCUCUACAAUCACAAGAGACCAGUGUCCGCUUGAGAUUGGAGAAGCCUCAGGCAGUUCCCCACGCAUCUGCUCCCAUCAUCGAGAUUGUCAGAACAUCGGAUGAGCUGGCAGCCAUGGUCAGAUGA